CCAUCCUCCUCCGCCUCGCCCCUGCCCACCUCCCCCAGUCGCCGGAGCCGCCGAGCGCUCCCCAUCGUCUCUCCGUCCUCUUCCGUCCUUCCCGCCGCAACUCCGCCGGCGCCGGAGGAGGCAGAAGCGGAGCGAGGGGCGGGCGCCGGGGCCGCUGCCCUCUUCCCGGUGCGGGCAUCGCCGGGGGAGCGCGGAGCGCGGAGCGGAGCCCGGCGCCGCCUCCAUGUUCCAGCUGCCCAUCCUCAAUUUCAGCCCGCAGCAGGUGGCUGGGGUCUGCGAGACCCUGGAGGAGAGCGGGGACAUCGAGCGCCUGGGGCGCUUCCUCUGGUCCCUGCCCGUGGCCCCUGCGGCCUGCGAGGCCCUCAACAAGAACGAGUCGGUGCUGAGAGCCCGGGCCAUAGUGGCCUUCCACACGGGGAACUACCGGGAGCUCUACCACAUCCUGGAGAACCACAAGUUCACCAAGGAGUCUCACUCCAAACUGCAAGCGCUCUGGCUGGAAGCGCAUUACCAGGAGGCGGAGAAGCUGCGGGGCCGACCCCUGGGGCCGGUGGACAAGUACCGGGUGAGAAAGAAGUUCCCUCUGCCCCGCACCAUCUGGGACGGCGAGCAGAAGACACAUUGCUUCAAGGAGCGGACGAGGCAUUUGCUGCGGGAGUGGUACCUGCAGGACCCUUAUCCCAACCCCAGCAAAAAGCGGGAACUGGCUCAGGCUACGGGACUUACCCCCACGCAAGUGGGCAACUGGUUCAAAAACCGCAGGCAAAGGGACAGGGCGGCAGCCGCUAAGAACAGGUAA
This is a messenger RNA of Pezoporus flaviventris, 799 nucleotides long. RefSeq names its product SIX homeobox 6 (gene SIX6). Gene Ontology annotation, biological process: eye development; regulation of transcription by RNA polymerase II. The transcript has a single exon. Lineage: Eukaryota; Metazoa; Chordata; Aves; Psittaciformes; Psittacidae. Bases 224 to 799 code for a protein of 191 amino acids. The record is from RefSeq and is a predicted model, not a curated record. Gene Ontology annotation, cellular component: nucleus; transcription regulator complex. Gene Ontology annotation, molecular function: DNA-binding transcription factor activity, RNA polymerase II-specific; RNA polymerase II cis-regulatory region sequence-specific DNA binding.